This is a messenger RNA of Pelodiscus sinensis (Chinese soft-shelled turtle), 3251 nucleotides long. NCBI's taxonomy places the organism in Eukaryota, Metazoa, Chordata, Testudines, Trionychidae. The record is from RefSeq and is a predicted model, not a curated record.
UCUGCCUUUGACAGAAAAACUGGGUUGCGAGUGGCUGUGAAAAAACUGUCUAGACCAUUUCAGUCCAUCAUUCAUGCCAAAAGGACCUACAGAGAACUACGGUUACUUAAACAUAUGAAACAUGAAAAUGUGAUUGGUCUGUUGGAUGUGUUCACACCUGCUAAGUCACUGGAAGAAUUCAAUGAUGUGUACCUCGUGACCCACCUCAUGGGGGCUGAUCUAAACAACAUUGUGAAAUGUCAGAAGCUCACAGAUGACCAUGUACAGUUUCUUAUAUACCAAAUUCUUCGGGGACUGAAGUACAUCCAUUCGGCUGAUAUAAUACACAGAGACUUAAAGCCUAGUAACCUAGCUGUAAAUGAAGACUGUGAGCUGAAGAUUCUGGAUUUUGGUUUGGCCCGGCACACAGAUGAUGAGAUGACUGGAUAUGUGGCUACCAGGUGGUACAGGGCUCCUGAGAUUAUGCUGAACUGGAUGCAUUACAACCAGACAGUUGAUAUUUGGUCAGUUGGGUGCAUUAUGGCUGAGCUGUUGACUGGACGAACAUUGUUUCCUGGUACAGACCAUAUUGAUCAGUUGAAGCUCAUUUUGAGACUCGUUGGAACCCCAGGUCCUGAGCUUUUGAAGAAAAUCUCCUCAGAGUCUGCAAGAAACUACAUCCAGUCUUUGUCCUACAUGCCAAAGAUGAAUUUUGAAAAUGUGUUUAUUGGUGCCAAUCCACUGGCUGUGGACUUGCUGGAGAAGAUGCUGGUGCUGGACACAGACAAGCGAAUUACUGCAGCUGAGGCAUUGGCCCAUGGCUAUUUCUCUCAGUACCAUGACCCAGAUGACGAACCAGUGGCAGACCCCUAUGACCAGUCUUUUGAAAGCAGAGAACUCGAGAUUGAGGAAUGGAAAAGUCUGACCUAUGAUGAAGUAGUCAGCUUUGUGCCACCCCCGCUUGACCAAGAGGAGAUGGAGUCCUGAGAAACUGUCUCUCUUCUGUUUGUCCCACUUCACUGUGAGGGGAAGGCCUUUUCAUAGGAACUCUCCAAAUAUCAUUCAAGUGCCUCUUGUCACAAAGAUAUUCUCCUUGGUGGAAGGGUGGUGUGUGGGUGUGUGUUUGUGUGUGUAUUGAAUGGGGGGAGGGAGGAAGGCUGACUGUAUGUAAACAUGCUGCAUGCUAUCUUGUAUUCUGUGUACAGCUUAUGGCAAGCCUCUGAAUACCUAAUUGUGACUCACGUUUUUUUUAGCCCUUCCAGAGUAACAGCAGCCAAUUUUCACUGCUGCUGGGGUAAGGCAGACAUAAUGCAAGGAAGCUCAGUUAAUUCUCAAGUCACAUUUUUUUGCCAUUAAAAUGGUUUUCCUAUGAGGAAGUGACUCUCCAGAUAAUGGAAAGUAGCUGUAUACUUGAACAGCUUUCUACAGCAACAGAUUUGGGGCGAGGGAUGUCUUUGCCUCUUUCCAGUAUUGUAUACCAGCAAAAAGUCUGAAUAUCUGUUUGGUUCUUGAAACACGAGAAGAAUUUGUCUGACAAUGUAAAUAUGUUUUGUGCCUUAAAUGAAUGAAAAAAGCAAAAGUGAGUCUGGAGUUAACAUUCUUGAAUGGAAUUCUGGGCCCAUUGUUUUCCAUGGGUUGCAGGUAGCCAGGCAUGAACACUAUAACCAGAAAGUAUAUCCAGGGAACAGCCUCUUUGCCCCCGGAUUGGCAAUCACCAUGUCUCCUGUUCCUCUCCUUCUGAGGUUUCCUGUCAUUCACGGCCAGUUGGUACAGGCAGAGGCUGGAGAGGAUUCAUGCUGUGUCUAUGUGCUUAUAUACUUUAUUCCAAACAAGAUGAGGUAUUUUUUGCAUGUUGUAGCUAUAUGAGCAUGUACACCUACUUUUGUUUCAUUAUCUUGGAGGAGAGCACUGGGGCUUUAAGGCUGCCAGUGAAGUACUGUACUGAGUUUUUCUGUAGAAAAAUCACAGAAUCCUCCCUCUUGUAGCACAACUCAUUGUGAACAUAUCUGCCAUUCAAGGUGCUUUGAUAAAAAAAAAAGGAUAAAAUAUAUGGGAUAGAUAAACAUGCACAUAUUUCUUUGUCCUGGUCUUUUUGUUUUCAAAAUAUUUGUGUAUUUAUACAGUAAAGGCUAAAGUCUUUCAAAGGAGAAGCUGAACACGAGACAAUUUAAUUGUCCAAACUUAGAAGUUAUUUUGCCCCCAAAAAGAAAUGCUUGGAGUCCAAAACAAAGAAUAAGCACGCAUGAAGUCAGAACCUCCCUUUUGCGGUCUGUAUCUGUAUGUGUGUAUAAUUAAAACGUUAAUAAGGUUAUUUUUUACGCUCCUGGAAAAGAGCUUUUUGGCUAUUUUAGUGGGUUGAUUUCUGCCUGAGGAAACAGAAAAAGGGAGUAUGUUUCAAGAUAAAGUUGAUUAAAAUAUUUUUUAUUUGACAGGGAGCCUGUGUGAAUGAAAUGGCCAACUUCAGGGACUGGGUGGGAGGAAAGUGUCUUUCAGUAUUUUGUAUAUUGCAGCUGUCCGGUGUGGCUCAGAUGCCUUUUUUUAGGCUAUAGGGGAAAAGGCAUUUUCAUAAGUUCAUGUAUUGCAGGCAUCUCCUGUGUGGGAAGAGCUGGGCUUUUGCAGUAUUUUGUAUUCUGGUGGAUCUCCACUCCUUUGAUGUAGGAGUGGAGAGCGGCUGUUUUAAUGUAUUUAUUCCUAUAUGCAUAAAGAGGCAGCACAAAAGAGUUGGGAGGUGGAUGACAAAGCCAUCAUUUUUUCCUAGUACACUUUUCGGCGAUCUCUCUUCAGGUCAGACCCUCUUAGAGAAGCCUGGGAUGGUGUGGGGAGAGUAAUUCUUUCAUGCCUUGGGUACAGAACUCUCCCCAUGACCAAAUGAAAUUGACAGUAGAAAAUCUCUUCCUCUGCUGGAUUUACAGUCCAGGUAUUUAAAUGGAAAUGUAGAUAUAAUCUGUAAACCUACAGCAAGACUAUUUUUAUCAGCCAUGUUAUGUGCAGAUGCUACAGUGUGAUUUCAUGCAGAAAUAUUGCUAAAGAUUUUUUAACUAUAGACAUCGCAUGUAUGAGUGGAAAUGUUUCCAAGUCUAGACUCUAAUGGGAGCCCGUGGGGCAUGCACUCCGUUUUCAGAGCAGUGCUAUGCUGCUGCUUAAACAGAAGUACACACUUCAAAAAAGAAAUUCUGCUAUUUUGUUUGUAUCCAUGAACUUUGCUGUAAUCGGUUAUGCCAUAUAGGAUGUCACACAAUACCACUGAUUUAAAAUAAAACCUAUUUUUCAGA